AUGUCCAUAAUUGUGGGAUACUGUCCAGGGAUUUUAACUGAAGAGUUAUUGAAAUCUGGUGCUCCACGUGUUGUAGCUCUUGAAAAUCAAGAAUAUUUUCUGCCAUUUAUUGGAAAACUAAGUCAGCAAUAUCCUAAUAGAUUACAGUGUGUUUAUGCUGAUGUUAAUAGAUUAGAUCCUGUUGGAGAUGGUGAUGUUUUUCCUCCUGCUAGAACAUCUAUAGAUUUAUUUCAAAUAAUUGGUGCUAAACCGACUGAAUGGGAGUCAGAUCCUGUGGUGAAAGUGAUACAUAUGGUAGCUAAUAAAUACAAUGAAAGAGCCUUACUCUUGAGGAAUAUAUUCAACUUAGUCAAUAGAUUUUCAUGGUUUCAAUAUGGAAGGAUAGAGAAUUAUUUUCUUAUCAGUCACAAAGAUUACAAGGCUAUAACACACACACCAAAACAGAAGUAUCGCAGUCAAUAUUUACCUCUAGCAGUAUUACAUGAUAUGACGUGUCAUGUUGAGUUGUUACAUACAGAACCAAGGACUUCAUUUCAUCCUUUCCCCAAAAUGAGUAUGGACCCCCCAACACAGCCUUCCCAAAUACCUGAUGUUCAUUUGAUCAAAGUUACACCAAGGAGGGAUUUCUUCAGCUACAAUCUAUGUAGAACUGACUAUGGUCUGUUGUGUUUUAUGGUAAAGCAGUUUAUGAGUAAGAAAUCUACCCAUUUGAUGACUGCUGUUGAAAAUUGGGCACCUGGAUGUGGACAUGUGGUGACCUCCCUUGGCUUGGAUUCAAAGACUUUAACUGGGGACAUUACUGGUAAACAGUACUUUCAGCUUUUUCUGGAAAUCUGUAAGAACAAUGGAUUUGAUGGAUCAUGGUUAAAAGAGGAAGCCCUCGAUUUUGUAGAUGGUGGUUUACUUUUAUCAGAUCAUCCUUCAAGUUCACGCUCAAGAUAUCGAUAUGCAUUUUGA
Molecule: messenger RNA, 957 nt
Organism: Saccoglossus kowalevskii
Lineage: Eukaryota; Metazoa; Hemichordata; Enteropneusta; Harrimaniidae
Product: dimethyladenosine transferase 2, mitochondrial-like
Biological process (GO): transcription initiation at mitochondrial promoter; rRNA methylation
Cellular component (GO): mitochondrial matrix
Molecular function (GO): mitochondrial transcription factor activity; rRNA (adenine-N6,N6-)-dimethyltransferase activity
Source: RefSeq, a predicted model, not a curated record